UCCUAACUAUUAGUCGAACCGGCCGGCCGCCAGCAGUAGCAGCACAGGGUGACCCGAAGAGGGCAGAAGGCGGCACCAUGGCGGAGCCAAGACGAUUGAGAGGCCACAAGGCCACCGCCACCUGCUGCAUCGCCUCCCGCCACCGCCCUGGACUUGUAGCCACUUCCGGCGAGGAUGGAUGCGUUUGCUGGUUCGAUCUUCGGUGUAAAGAUGUAUUGUUUUCCAUGAAUGUGGGGAGUAAUCCUAUAUCAUCAUUAUGUUUCAAGCCAGACAAUGAAGACAUUAUAUAUGUUUCAUCAGGAACUGAAGUCACGGGGCUUGAUUUACACUUGGCUGGCUCAUGGAAAAAACUAGAGAGUUACAAUUAUAAUAAGGAGGAGAUAAAUCAGAUUACAUGCAACUCAAGAUCAUGUUUUCUUGCUGCUGCAGAUGAUGGUGGUGAUGUAAAGAUCAUUGACAUUCAGCAGCAAUGCCUCUACAAAACAUUAAAAGCAGGCCAUGCAAGUAUCUGUAGCAGUGUACAGUUUCUUCCUUGGAGGUCUUGGGAAGUCAUUACUGGUGGUCUUGAUUCAAAGCUUGUGAUGUGGGAUUUCUCCAAAGGGCGUCCAUACAAAGUUCUUGAUUUUGGAUAUCUGAGCUAUGAUUUUAGGAGAUCUGAGUUCAAGUCUUGUUGUGUGCCUGAUACGAAUGGUGGAGGUAGUGGAGGACAAUAUUUGAACCCUGCUUUUGUCCAUGCAAUAGCUGUUCCUGAAGUUGAUAUUGCAGAUAGAUUAGGCAAGGUAUACGUCAUUGCUAGGGGUGACGGUGUUGUCGAUGUGAUGGAUAUUGAAUCAGAACUUGCCACUGUUAAUUCAAAACACUCCACAAAAGCACGGAAAGGCACUCAAUCAAAAGGAAAAGGUAAUAGCUCAUCUGGAGAUACUGACCCCCAAAAUCAGAAUGGGAGCAAGAAAUUGUGUUUGGAUUACACUGUAGGAGGGCACACUGCUGCAGCGUCCUGCGUGGCAUUCUCAAUGUUUGGGGAGAAAGGAAAGUAUAUAAUUUCUGGUGGAAAUGAUAAAUCAGUGAAGGUUUGGGACUGGUCCAGAUAUUUUGGCGCAGGCCAAACUAGCAGCUGCAGUGAUCUGAUGCAUUUGAACAUCAAUUUGAGCAGAAAAAUCAAUUGGCUCUGCACCACUCCAGCUGACUCACAGAACCUUAUUGUCUGCGACACGUCCAAAGUGGUGAAGGUUUAUACUGUUGCUUAGAGGCUGUGAUUGUUCCAAGCAUGCCUUUUUUAGCUCCCGUCGCUUAAAAUGCUUGAAAGUCGACCACAUCCUAACUAAUUGUUAUGACUGCUCAACCGGGGUAGCUAUCUAUCUAUCUAUCUUCGAGGAACAAAAUUGCUCAGCCCUUUUUCCUCAGAACCCCCACCCCAAGACAAGAGCGGGCAUGGUUGCUAGUUGCUACCCUAUGUUUGAAACUAGGGUUUGUUUGUACAAGGAAAAGAAAAUAAAUGUUCGUGUUCUUUUUCACUUCAUUUUUGGUGGGUUUGUUUGAUUAGGUGCUGUCUGAUGUAGAGAAGGGGAGAGGUUGGUGUAAUAUCCUGGUAUAUCAUAACAUAGAUGUGUAGCAAAUCUAGUUUACGCUUUACAAUAUAUUUUUCACUAAUGCCAGCCCCCUCUUCACAUCUUUUUGUCUGUGCUUUACUGCCUCCACUCGAGUUUGGUG
This is a messenger RNA of Diospyros lotus (date-plum), 1710 nucleotides long. RefSeq lists its product as uncharacterized. Gene Ontology annotation, molecular function: protein binding. The record is from RefSeq and is a predicted model, not a curated record. The transcript has 12 exons. The coding region runs from base 78 to 1247 and encodes 389 amino acids. NCBI's taxonomy places the organism in Eukaryota, Viridiplantae, Streptophyta, Magnoliopsida, Ericales, Ebenaceae.